GCAGCGGCACAGCCGGGCAGGGCCGGGCCGGUACCGGGUCGAGAGCCAGGGCCAGGGCCGGGGCCGGGGCGAGGAAGGGGCCUGGCGCGGCGCCGGGCAGCGCGGCUGCAUGAGGUUAAUGCUGCUGUGCUGCACCUGGAGGGACGAGCCUAUGGGAGAGGAGGAAGGGACCGACCUGCCAGUGUGUGCGAGCUGCGGGCAGGGCAUCUUCGACGGGCAGUACCUGCAGGCGCUGAGCGCAGACUGGCACGCCGACUGUUUCAGGUGCUGUGAGUGUGGGGCCUCCCUGUCCCAUCAGUAUUACGAGAAGGAUGGGCGCCUGUACUGCAAGAAGGAUUACUGGGUGCGCUUUGGGGAGCUCUGCCAUGGCUGCUCUGAGCACAUCACCAAGGGCCUAGUCAUGGUGGCCGGGGAGCAGAAGUACCACCCGGAGUGCUUCAGCUGCCUCAACUGCCGCACAUUUAUUGGGGAUGGGGACACCUAUGCGCUGGUGGAGCGCUCCAAGCUCUACUGUGGGCACUGCUAUUACCAGAUGGUGGUGACACCGGUCAUUGAGCAGAUCCUGCCAGAUUCACCAGCUGCCCACAUCCCGCACACCGUCACACUCGUCUCCAUCCCUGCCUGCUCCGACGGCAAACGUGGCUUCUCUGUCUCCAUCGACCAGGGCUGUGGCACUGAGCACCCCUGCACCGUCCGCGUCCGAGAAGUGGAUCCAGACUGCAUCAGCCCUGACAUGAAGAACUCCAUCCACGUGGGUGACCGCAUCCUGGAGAUCAACGGCACCCCCAUUGGCCACGUCCCCCUGGAUGAGAUUGACCUGCUGAUCCAGGAGACCAGCCGCCUGCUCCAGCUGACCAUUGAGCACGACCCCCACGAGCCGGCCCCUGCCUGCAGCCCCCUGCCUGCCCCAUGCAGCCCCCUGCACUCCCCUCCUGCCCCGCCCUGCGGGAACCCCGGUGCCAUGCGCCAGCGGACCUUCAUGAGGAGCUGCAGCACGGACAAGUCUCCAGGCUCUGGCUCAGUGGGCUCACCUGCAUCCCAGCGUAAGGACAUCGGGCGCUCUGAGUCACUGCGCGUCGUUUCCCGCACCCACCGCAUCUUCCGCCCCUCCGAUCUGAUCCAUGGCGAGGUGCUGGGCAAGGGCUGCUUUGGCCAGGCCAUCAAGGUGACUCAUCGGGAGACAGGCGAGGUGAUGGUCAUGAAGGAACUGAUUCGUUUUGAUGAAGAGACGCAGAGGACCUUCCUUAAAGAGGUGAAAGUGAUGCGCUGCCUGGAGCACCCCAACGUGCUGAAGUUCAUUGGGGUGCUGUACAAGGAGAAGAGGCUCAACUUCAUCACAGAGUACAUCAAGGGGGGCACCUUGAGGGGCCUCAUCAAGACCAUGGACAGCCACUACCCCUGGAACCAGCGGGUCAGCUUCGCCAAGGACAUCGCUGCUGGCAUGGCCUACCUCCAUUCCAUGAACAUCAUCCACCGUGACCUCAACUCUCACAACUGCCUCGUGCGGGAGAACAAGAGUGUGGUGGUGGCUGAUUUUGGGCUGGCACGGCUGAUGGUGGAUGAGAAGAGCCAGCCUGAACAUCUCAAGAACCUGAAGAAACCAGACCGCAAGAAACGAUACACGGUUGUGGGGAACCCAUACUGGAUGGCCCCUGAGAUGAUCAAUGGGAGGAGCUAUGAUGAGAAGGUAGACAUCUUCUCCUUUGGCAUUGUCCUGUGUGAGAUCAUUGGCCGGGUGAGCGCUGACCCUGACUACCUGCCCCGCACCACCGACUUUGGCCUCAAUGUCAAGGGCUUCCUGGACCGCUACUGCCCCCCCUCCUGCCCCCCCAGCUUCUUCCCCAUCGCCGUCUGCUGCUGUGACCUGGACCCUGAGAAGCGGCCAUCCUUCAGCAAGCUGGAGCAGUGGCUGGAGGCCCUUCACAUGCACCUGGAGAUCCACCUGCCCCUGAGCUCCCAGCUGGAGCAGCUGGACCGGGCCUUCAAGGAGGUGCACAGGCAGGGCGAGGGAGUGCUGCCUGCACCCCCCCGAUAGAGUCUCCCCACCCACACCACCUCUGAAGCUGCAGGAGAAGGACCUGCGCCUGCUGCCAGGAUCUUCUCUGGCUGCCACCACCCCCGGGGCUGGAUCCCUGGGGCUCCGCGGAUGAGUCCCCGUGCCCCGUCCCCCUCUGCACGGGCUGCCCAUGCCCCCCACUCCCAAUCGUGCCCACAUCCUCAUGGGAGCUGGUUCUCCCCAGGGCUGCACAGCCGCUGUGCAUCCCCAAGACACCGUGGCUGUUAACCCCAGGACAAGCCUGCCUGGCCACACCGUGGGGACCAUCCCCAUGUCCUCAUCCCCUCCUGCUGGUUUGCUUUGCCUUUGCACGCUCGGGUUGCCUGGCUGCUGCAACCCCCCCAGCCCCGGGGACUUCCCCGGACAGAGCCGCAGCCUCGUGGUGGUGCCUUGGCUCCAUGAACUUGCACUGCAACACAGGAGGGAUCCCCAUGUUCCUCUGGUGGGGGAGGACAAGGCUCCUGGCCCCUGGGGGAGCGUGGGUUCCCAGACAGCCCCUGUAGCAAUGUCCUCACCCUCAGCCAGUCCCUCAUGCUGCUCUUGCUGGCACCCUGGGCUUGGGAGGCUGCCAGCAUGCCCACUAAGUGAAGGGUUCCUCUCCAGGGGGCAGACAUCCCUGUGGUGUGGGGACAGACACACAGAGGUCCUUGUUGCCCUCCAUGUCCCUGCUGACUGUGCUAAUCCGUGACUGCGCAUCCCUGGGGAUGGUGCCAAGUGACCUGGAGGGAUGCAGGGAUGCAGCUCAUCUCCGUCCCAUCACCCUGGGGGUGGUUGCAGGGGUGUUGUGCCACACGGUGCUUUUCAUGCUCUUUAUUCAGGUUCAUUUUUCUGUAAGAUAUUUAAAGAGAAGAGUUUGUAUUAUUUUUUCA
Molecule: messenger RNA, 2925 nt
Organism: Apus apus (common swift)
Lineage: Eukaryota; Metazoa; Chordata; Aves; Apodiformes; Apodidae
Gene: LIMK1
Product: LIM domain kinase 1
Exons: 16
Coding region: 110-2035 (641 amino acids)
Biological process (GO): actin cytoskeleton organization; positive regulation of stress fiber assembly; protein phosphorylation
Cellular component (GO): nucleus; cytoplasm; neuron projection
Molecular function (GO): protein binding; protein serine/threonine kinase activity; ATP binding
Source: RefSeq, a predicted model, not a curated record